This is a messenger RNA of Linum tenue, 501 nucleotides long. NCBI's taxonomy places the organism in Eukaryota, Viridiplantae, Streptophyta, Magnoliopsida, Malpighiales, Linaceae. The record is from the annotation of a GenBank genome assembly.
AUGGCCGCCAUGCUCUUCCUCAUCCUCCUCUUCUCCGCCUUCCGAAUCAAGGUCCCACACGUCGCCGUUGCCGGGGUCUCCAGCGCCGGGCCUCAGACCCUCAACCGCCUCCGCAACGGGACCGCCACGGUUCUCGCCGACGUCAAGGUGAGGAACCCGAAUGCGGCGGCGUUCAGGUUCGGCGGCGGUGAGGCGACGAUUUACUACGGGGAGACGGUGGUGGGGGAGGCGGCGACACCGCCGGGGAGGGCGAAGGCGAGGGGGACGGUCCAUAUGAGCGUGGCGGUGGAGAUUUCGGGGGUGAAGUUAUCUGGUGUGUCGCGGCUCACGGAGGACGUUAAAUCCGGGUCGUUGAUGAUGAGCUGCGUUACGCGGAUCCCCGGGGAUGUGAAGAUAAUUACGAAAAAGCACAUGGUCGUGAAAACUAUAUGUGCGGUUAAAUAUGAUUAUGCCACGGGACAACUCACAGCUGGUCACUGUUCACAGUAUGUUAUUUCGUAA